UGGGUGUGGUGUCUGAUCUAAAGUAGAAAAGCCGUGUGCGCGUGUGUGUGUGUGUGCACCUGACAUUCCCAGACCGGUGGAGCAGCUUUGCGUAUGGACAAAGCAGUGUCCCGCGAUCAACUUUAUCCACUAGGCUAUGUGUGUGUGUGUGUGUGUGUGUGUGCGUGCGCGCGCGCGUGUGUGCGUGUGUUAAUGGGUGAAGGACUCGCAGAGUGCCAACCAGCAUCUGGGAAGGACAAAUUCAGAAGCAUGGAUGUGAAGAACAUGCGAGAAUACAUGGGCUGGCUGUACUACCAGUAUCUCCUCAUCACAGGCAUCUACGUCCUGGAACCAUGGGAGAAGUCUAUCUUCAAUACGGUGCUCUUCACCGUGGUGGCCAUGGUGGUCUACACUUCCUAUGUCUUCGUGCCCAUCCACGUGCGCCUGGCACUGGAGUUCUUCUCAGGACUGUGCGGGGAACAGCCAGAGAGUACUGUAGCGCUUAUGAACUAAAAAACUGACGGGGAAAUGGAGUUUUUUUUUUUCUUUUUCUUGUUUUAGAGUUUUUCGUCUCUUUUCUCAGGAAGAUUCAGGAGUGAUAAAAGAAAAAAAUGCAACAUGAAAAGCCAUGUCCAAACUGUCUUCUCCUUUCCUAUGUGACAUGAUGGUGUCGGACGGACCCUGAAUGAGUGCUCAUGUUUUGCAUGACAGGACCAAUCCGUCACUUAUGAUCGUUUGCAUGUGGCUGCUUCGCCAUUGGUUUUACCCAUUAUACAUUUCUGCAAUAUGCCUGCGAGACAAAGUGUGCAUUACUUCCUCUCGUAGAUGUCCGUUUCUUUACAAACAUGUCAAUCUUAUUUGAAUUCCUGUUUGUAUUCACAUUCCCUAUGCAAUGAGGCUGCUCUGAGUGCAAAAAUAAUGUUAGCUGAUGUAAUAUUGAUCAUCGUGUAUGACUCCUGGUAAGUUAAAUCCACCUGAGCAAUAGUUGAACUUCUUCCUUGUGAUAUAAUCUCUUAUUGUUCAAGCAUGACACCUGAAGUUUUAUAAACUACACUCGAGUGACCUGGUAUGCAAAGAAAGCUUCUUGGCUCAACAAACUGUCUUCCGUCCUGUACCGAACAGUGCAUGCAUUCACAUUUAGAUUGAAGGAUUAUUAUCACCUCGACCAAUCGACACACACCCUUCAUUUAUGCGUCGUUAUUUUGUCUGUUUAUAUAUGAUGUAUCUAUCUAUCUAUCUAUCUAUAUAUAUAUAUAUAUAUAUAUAUAUAUAUAUAUAUAUAUAUUUAUCUACAGAAUACUGGAAUACUGAAUACUUGGCUGGUUACAAUGUCAGUAAGCAACCGUUUUGUACACUUUUGCGUGCUCUUUAUGCCAUACACGUAUUUUAUGAAUGUUUAAUUUGGAAAUCAUAUUGUGUUUUAUUUCUGGAGACUAUAUAUAGAAUAUAGAGUCACAGAUGUCAUGCCAUUUUAUAGGACAUUUCAUAGAUUCUGCUAUGUAUACGGACAUGAUAGAUUUCGUCAGUGAAUGUUCCUUUUUUUUAUUACACAAAGUUGAUUUUUCACAAAUAAAGUAAUUUUACAA
This is a messenger RNA of Ictalurus punctatus (channel catfish), 1565 nucleotides long. It is a transcript of the gene sptssb, whose product is annotated as serine palmitoyltransferase, small subunit B. Gene Ontology annotation, biological process: endoplasmic reticulum organization; ceramide biosynthetic process. Gene Ontology annotation, cellular component: serine palmitoyltransferase complex. The record is from RefSeq and is a predicted model, not a curated record. Gene Ontology annotation, molecular function: serine C-palmitoyltransferase activity. Lineage: Eukaryota; Metazoa; Chordata; Actinopteri; Siluriformes; Ictaluridae. The transcript has 2 exons. Bases 94 to 492 code for a protein of 132 amino acids.